AUGGCCGCAGUUACAAUGAAACAGUGGACUAUAGCCCAUCCAGACAAGGACUUCAGUGGCAUGAGCUUGGUGGAAGCGCCUCUUCCUAAGGUUGGCAACCACGAAGUGAUGGUAAAAGUCCAAGCAGCAGCUCUCAAUUACCGGGACUGCGCUAUAGCCAAGGGAACAUUUCCCUUUGCCCAUAGAUAUCCUAUCGUCCCCGUUUCAGACGGAGCCGGGGUGGUCGUCGAAGUUGGCUCCCAAGUGAAAGAAUUUAAAAAAGGCGAUAAUGUGAUAACCGUCUUCAACCAAGGACAUCAGUACGGCGACAUCGAUCCCUAUGCUGCGUCAACCGGAGUAGGCGGGACUAUUGACGGCGUCUUUCGCCAGUAUGGAGUAUAUGACGAGUCAGGAUUGGUGCAAGCACCCAAAAAUUUGAGUGCUCUGGAGAGUAGCACCCUUCCAGGGGCGGCACUCACAAGCUGGAAUGCUUUAUACGGCCUCAGACCCCUUAAACCAGGACAGUAUGUGUUAGUCCAGGGGACGGGGGGUGUCAGUGUCUUUGGGCUGCAGUUAGCUAAAGCCGCAGGUGCAACUGUUAUCGCCACAACUUCUUCAGAGGAAAAGUCGAAGAAAUUGAAGGAGCUAGGCGCUGACCACGUCAUCAACUACCGGAAUGUUCCAGAUUGGGGUGAAUUGGCUCGUCAACUCACCCCAGGCCAAUCUGGAGUUGACUACAUUUUGGACAUCGGAGGCACAGACACACUUGAGCAAAGCCUUAAGUGUAUUAAGAUGGAUGGUAUUAUUAAUCUGAUUGGCUUCCUAGGCUCAAGUGAUAAGCCUCAGCCCGGACUUAUGCUCGCGUUGGUCAACAUCUGUACAGUCAGAGGUAUCUACGUCGGUAGCCGUGCCAUGCUCAAAGACAUGGUUCGUGCUUUUGAGGCGAACGAGAUUCAUCCUGUGCUUGACCAAAAAAUCUUUGAUCUCGAACAGGGUAAACAAGCUUUUGAGUACUUGGCAGCUCAAAGGCAUUUCGCCAUUCUAGGUUAUUACGGAUGA
This is a messenger RNA of Talaromyces atroroseus, 1038 nucleotides long. RefSeq lists its product as hypothetical. The transcript is spliced from 5 exons. The record is from RefSeq and is a predicted model, not a curated record. The coding region runs from base 1 to 1038 and encodes 345 amino acids. Lineage: Eukaryota; Fungi; Ascomycota; Eurotiomycetes; Eurotiales; Trichocomaceae. Gene Ontology annotation, molecular function: oxidoreductase activity.